Molecule: messenger RNA, 1858 nt
Organism: Gossypium raimondii (Peruvian cotton)
Lineage: Eukaryota; Viridiplantae; Streptophyta; Magnoliopsida; Malvales; Malvaceae
Product: F-box protein At1g67340
Exons: 3
Coding region: 363-1535 (390 amino acids)
Molecular function (GO): protein binding
Source: RefSeq, a predicted model, not a curated record
UCAUCAGUAUUAAAACCGAUGACGAAACAGAGGAUCUGGGUCAACGGAGUUUGACCGUAGAAACUAUUACUGUCCAGGGUUAAGAAUGUAAUUAAGCGUACCAAACAGGUGUUUCACUGUUUAUUUAAUAUUUUUAUUUGAUUCGGUUCUGUCGUCGUUGUUGUUUUUAUUUGAUCUCUUCCUUUUAAGGCUUUGUUUGUGUUUCCCCAUUCUUUUAUAUAAGGUUUCAGUUUUUAUGUCUCUCGAGCCGCUAAGGGAAAGAAAAGAAGAUCGAGAAAGUAAAAGACUGAUGAUGAAUGCACAGAUUUUAAGAUCAUCUGGGUAGAUUGAUUUCCGAUGUAGUGAUAGAGAACGAGAGAGAAAUGAGAACAAGGAGAGGGAUUUCUUACCCCAGAGCCCAUGUUUGUUUAGAUGACAUAGUUUUUGAAAGGAGGGAUUUCGCCGGUGAUAAUAUGGCUUGCCGGAAACGGCGAAGACUCUCGCCGGGUAUUGCCGGAAAGAGAGAUUUCUUUGAUGUUUUGCCCGAUGAUCUUGUCAUUUCUAUUCUCUCCAAACUAAGCUCUACCGCGGCUUGUCCUUCCGAUUUCGCCAACGUUUUGAUUGUAUGCAAGAGAUUGAAUAGUUUAGCAGUUCGUCCUCUGGUAUUAUCCAAAGCCUCUCCAAAAAUGUUUGCAAUUAAAGCCAAAAGCUGGUCGGAGUCAGCUCACAGGUUCUUGAAGAACUGCGCUGAUGCCGGAAAUGUUGAAGCUUGUUACACGCUCGGCAUGAUUCUUUUCUACUGCUUAGAAAAUCGAGAGAGUGGAGCCUCUCUUAUGGCUAAGGCGGCGAUUAGCUCCCACGCGCCAGCGCUUUACUCCUUAGCUGUGAUUCAAUUCAAUGGCAGCGGCGGUUCCAAAAACGACAAGGAUCUUAGAGCCGGUGUGGCCUUGUGCGCUCGUGCUGCUUUUCUUGGCCACAUCGACGCCCUCCGUGAGCUCGGUCACUGCCUACAGGACGGGUACGGUGUUCGGCAAAACGUCGCCAAGGGCCGUCGGUUUCUUGUCCAAGCCAACGCCCGAGAGCUAGCGACAGUUUUAUCAUCAGCGGCUGCUUCUAACAACUUUACGCGGUCUUGGCUCACUUGGAGCCCACACCCUAUCCCGCAUCCUAACCCUCGCCAUAACCACCGUCAUCAGGCCGUGCCGGGAUGCCCGUUGCUGAGCGAUUUUGGAUGCAAUGUGCCGGCUCCCGAGGCGCAUCCGUCUAGCAAGUUCUUAGCAGAGUGGUUCGGGGCUCGGGGCGGGAUACCAGGCCCGGGCUUGAGGCUAUGCUCCCACGUCGGUUGUGGGAGGCCGGAGACAAGAAAGCACGAGUUUCGGAGGUGUUCCGUUUGUGGGGCUGUGAAUUACUGCUCACGCGCUUGCCAAGCGCUUGAUUGGAAGCUGCGCCACAAAGCCGAGUGCGCGCCGGUAGAGCGAUGGCUUGAUGAAGAAGGCGAUGGUGGCGAGGGUAACGGUGCGGGACAUGGGAACGAUGACGUCAUCGCCGAAAGUUAAAAACGAUUAACUGCUUAUGGUAAUUAAUUUAUUACUAUUAGGUUUAAGCCACGAGAAGGAAAAAAAAAAAGGUGGAAAUGGAGAACAGGAGGCCAGUUUUGGUUGGGUAUUUGGAGGUUAAAAAUCAACUUUUACGAUGACGAUAGUCGCUGAAACGACACAGUUUUAGUUCUAUGUGGAUUGUAUAGAGGAGGGGUUAAUCGGAAAAAUGGUCCCCCGGGGGGGUGGGCUUUGGUUCUUUUCUUUUUUGUUUUAAUCCCACUUGUACACUAUAGAGCCAUGUUCAGCUUAAUUUCGGUAAUUUCUAGUCUUAUAUUCCUUUC